GAAACAUACGCUCUUAAGAAAGAGUACUAAGUGGUGUAUUUUCUUGACUAUGGCGGCAGCACCAUCCAUCACCGCAAUCCAGGUGGAGAACCUUGAGUUCCCAGCGGUGAUUACCUCUCCAGCCAACUCCAAGACUUAUUUCCUCGGCGGCGCAGGGGAGAGAGGAUUGAUAAUUGAGGGGAACUUCAUAAAGUUCACUGGCAUAGGAGUAUACUUGGAGGAUAAAGCAGUGGCAUCACUGGCCAAGUGGAAGGGUAAGAGUUCAGAAGAUUUGGUGGAGACCCUCGACUUCUUCAGAGAUAUCAUUUCAGGUCCCUUUGAAAAGUUAAUUCGAGGGUCAAAGAUCAGGCCAUUGACUGGGAUAGAGUACUCAGGGAAGGUCAUGGAAAACUGCGUGGCGCAUAUGAAGUCGGUUGGGACUUAUGGUGAUGCUGAAGCCGCAGCCAUUGAAAAAUUUGCUGAAGCCUUCAAGAAUGUCAACUUCCCACAAGGUGCCUCUGUUUUCUACAGGCAAUCACCUGAUGGAAUAUUAGGGCUUAGUUUCUGUCAAGAUGGGACAAUACCACCACAGCAUGAGGCUACAGUUAUAGAGAACAAGGCAGCAUCGGAGGCAGUGUUGGAGACCAUGAUUGGAGAACAUGCUGUUUCCCCUGAUUUAAAACGCAGUUUAGCUGCAAGAUUACCUGUCGUAUUCAAACAGGGUAUUUUCAACCCUGGAAACUGAAAAUCACAAAGAGGUUGCUGCAAAACAUAUAGAGACUCCAGCUUUUUCAAAUAUCGAAAUUUGUUUUCACUAUGAUUCUCUCCUUUUACCUUCUUGUCAGUUAUCAAUAAAUUUAUGGAACUGCUU
This is a messenger RNA of Gastrolobium bilobum, 850 nucleotides long. RefSeq names its product chalcone--flavanone isomerase 1A-like. The transcript is spliced from 4 exons. Gene Ontology annotation, molecular function: chalcone isomerase activity. The coding region runs from base 50 to 724 and encodes 224 amino acids. Gene Ontology annotation, biological process: flavonoid biosynthetic process. The record is from RefSeq and is a predicted model, not a curated record. Lineage: Eukaryota; Viridiplantae; Streptophyta; Magnoliopsida; Fabales; Fabaceae.